UUAUAUGAUCGAGAAAGACUUAUGGUACAAGCUCUAGAUACUUUAUUCUCUGCAACAUGUGAAGGUGCAGGUUACAUUAUCUUUUUGACAAACAUGGUACAAUUAUUAGAUCCUGAAUGUCCAGUCUCUAUGGCAUUUCUAUCUCAUGUUAUUGAUCGUGCAACUCUACCAAGUAAAGAUACUAUGAGAUGUAUUUCACCAGCCAUCCUCGCCAAACUCAACAUCAAAUGUAGCAAUCAAAGUGACAGUAAAUCAAUCAUCUAUUAUCAAGAUGGGAACGAAGGUCGUGGCAAAUGGAGUACUCGAAUGGCUCAAUAUGUUGUUCCAUCAGCGAUGAUUCGAAAACAUCAACACUAUUUGAAUGGUCCUAUGGUCGUGGAUGCCAAAAUGAAACGAAACGCACUGGUGAUUUGGGCUAUUCUAGCAGAAAAGUUUGCCGGUAAUAUGGUACAUCUUUUCUGGACUCCUGAUGUGGCAAGAACAUUAUUUCAUUAUUUAGGAGAUACAAAUGAAGAUUGGACAGUACGUGUAUCAGCACUUUUGACUUUGGAAAAAUUUGCUUUAACUGGUAAAAAAAAAAAAAAAAAAAAAAAAAAAUCAUAUACAUUACAAAAGGCGAUCCAUGACAGUCAUCAUUAUGAACAAGAUAUCAAGAAAGACAACGAUAUUCUUUUGUUAACACCUACAUCUUCAUCAUCAUCAUUAACAACAAUCAAAACACAAGAUAGGAUGUCGACGACAGAACCUCAUUCUAUGUGUAUCUCUGGAUUAUUCAAUACUUUCCGGAAACAUCAUGAACGACCUUCGAUUUGGGAUUUGACAGGAUUGAAUGUCAUUAUGAAUCCAUUGGAUGCAACACAACAUUGGAAACUCGGUAGCAAUGGUUUGGAAUUACGAAAUGAUCGACUUCAUUUUGAAUCCAUUCGUGCCACAGUAGGGGUCAAAAAAGGCAGAUGGUAUUAUGAAGUAUUGCUUGUCACGGAAGGCAUCAUGCAAAUUGGUUGGUGUACUAAGCGAUGUCGUUUUGUUGCUGAAGAAGGUUAUGGCGUUGGUGAUGAUCAGCAUGGAUUUGCGUUUGAUACUUAUAGAUCUGCAGUGUGGGCCAAUGGAUCAGCGGUGUAUCCUCAACAAUGCAGUUCACAAUUCCGAUGUCGUAGUGGUGAUGUGCUGGGUAGUUAUUUGGAUUUGGAACAAGGGAUUUGCUCCUUUUUUGUGAAUGGAAAGGACCUGGGAAUGACAGUAGCGUUUGAACAUGGCAACGGC
Messenger RNA from Halteromyces radiatus, 1263 nucleotides. Its product is annotated as concanavalin A-like lectin/glucanase domain-containing protein. Gene Ontology annotation, molecular function: protein binding; ubiquitin-protein transferase activity. Lineage: Eukaryota; Fungi; Mucoromycota; Mucoromycetes; Mucorales; Cunninghamellaceae. The annotation marks the transcript as partial. The transcript has 7 exons. The record is from RefSeq and is a predicted model, not a curated record. Gene Ontology annotation, cellular component: cytoplasm.